UUACGCCUGUGGAGAGCACCGAACCGUUCCCACCACUACUUACCGGCUACAUGUGGGAGAGGAAACCUGCUGAGUGAAACCCAGCAGAGCUCACAAACAAAACCAAGCAUUACUUUUUACUGCAUGGAAUAACUGCGCUCAUUUUCCCCGCCAAGGCGUUAGGUAGCUGUGUGAACUAGUGAAAGUUGGAUGCCCGGGAGGAAAUUUAGCAAGUCUGGACUGAACGACAGUGGAAUUUGUGAUCUCGUAACCUCGAGAAUUAACGUUAUCAGUCUCGGCUAAUGUGUCUGCGGUUGCCGACAAAUUGGAUACACUCAGUGAAAGCGGUGAAAAGUUCGCAGUAACGAGGAGAAGACCAGCGUUUGGAGCCAGUGACUGAGGAGUUGUACACUGGGGCCAGGUUUUGACGAAUCCACAUGGGAUCCAUGGAAGGAUUGGAAAUGGCAGGAAAAGCUUGCUGAACCUCCACAGGUUACCUCUCACCAUUGAGUGCCACCCUCUCCUGUCAUCUUUGCUCAAACCUGGCAACCCCCCUUCCUGUGAGUAGUUGUGGCCAAGGACUCUCCUCCCUCCUAUCGUCGGUGGACCACAGUGGAAAAGGUUGUGUCCAGGAGGAUGUGCUUUUAAACCCGAGCUGCUGGGAGGUCAAGAGGUGACAUGCCUCUGUGAAACACCACUGGAAACAAAUGCUCUGCUGCCAUGCCUCCGGGGAUGGUGCGUCGUCUUUCAGUGUUAGCAGUCCAAACACUGCUGUCUGUCCUGCUGCUAGCCAUUGGCUGGCCCUUCCCCUCAUUACUUAGGGGUGUUGUCCAAGCAUCACACUCCUUCCCCCUGAGGCUUUAUCCCACCUUUGUCCGGAAUGACACUCUGUUCGAGCACUUGGCCCUGCAUCCUGACCCCAGUGUGAGUCGGGUCUAUGUCGGGGCCCGGGAUCACCUGUUCCAGCUGGAUCGAUUCCUCCAACCUGAACUCCAGGAUGACACUGGACCUGUCACAGACAGCCGGGAGUGCUUACCUCCUGUAACUGAGAGCAACUGCCCUCAGGCUAAGGCCACCAGCAACCACAACAAGCUCCUGCUGGUCGACCCUUAUUCAAUGGAGCUUAUUACCUGCGGGAGCGUCAACCAAGGAAUUUGCCAGAAACGUAGUCUGGAUUCUGUGAAUGUGGUACUCUUCUCCACAGAGAGGCCAGUGGAUACUCAAUAUGUCGCAGCUAACCACCCCAAUGUUAGCACGGUGGGACUUGUGGUUCGCUCUCAUCCUGACAGGCAGCCAGUAUUGUUUGUGGGGCGGGGUUACACCAGCAGCCACCCACCUAUUUCCACACGAAACCUUGCACAGGACCCUGUCUUUUCUUAUGAGGAGACUGCCAAGUUGGCUGUGGCUGGCCGUCUCUCAGAAUACGACCAUCAUUUUGUUGCAUCUUUCGCCCACCGUCAGCAUGUAUACUUCCUCUUCUACCGGCGGGAUCUAAAGUCACAGUCACGAGAGUAUCGCACCUACAUCUCUCGUGUUUGUUUGGAUGACCAGGCCUAUUACUCCUACGUGGAAGUACCCUUGACAUGCCGUUCCAGGGCAGGGAAAAUCUACAACCUCUUGCAAGCUGUCCAGCUUGGGCUCACCAAGGACGGUGUGGUGACCCAAGGCUCAGAAACUCUUCUUGGUGUCUUCUCCACUCGUUUGGCUUCAUCGACUCGGCCCAGCGAGGACUCGGCCCUCUGCAUGUUUAACCUCGAAGAUGUGGACCGCAGGAUUAACUCCACCAGAGACCUGUGCUACACUCAGAUGGGUAAAGAGGCAGGAGUGGAGGCAGCGUACAUAGAGUACGAAGUCAAAUCCAACUGUGCCAACCUGCCAGAGAACACUCUGGAAGCCUACCCCUGCGGCUCUGAUCACACCCCCAGCCCAAUGGCCAGCAGGAUGGCGGUAGAGGCAGAGACCAUACUAGACAGCCCGUCAGCCCGUCUCACUGCCGUGGCCGUCAGCGUGAGGGUGGGACAUACAAUCGCCUUCCUGGGAGACUCCAAGGGGAAUCUGCACAAGGUGUUCCUUGGACCAAACGGCGAGGUGGAGGAGUACGCCAUCACCUCCAUUCAGCAGAACGCAGCUAUCAGUUCAGACCUGAUACUGGACCAGAAAGAAGAACAUCUCUUCAUCAUGACUUAUAACAUGCUGCAGAAAAGGCCGGUGGCUGAAUGCCAGCAGCACACAGACUGCCUCUCCUGUGUGCUGGCCCACGACCCCUACUGUGGCUGGUGUGUCCUGGAGGGAAGAUGUGUGUUGCAGUCCGCGUGUGCUCGUGGAAAGCAGCCGGGUCAGUGGCUCUGGAGCUUUGACAUGGAGCAGCAGUGUCUGGCCAUCCAGGACCUCAACCCUUCCAACGUCAGCAGGGAGGAGAGCAGGACGGUGUCUCUGUCGGUCCCAGGACUUCCAGUGUUAGAGAAAGACGAGUCCUACUCCUGCUUCUUCCAGGACAGCCGCAGUCCCGCCGUUGUCACUGAGAGCGGCGUCACCUGCCAUUCUCCUGACCCCAGCCGAGUACCCAUGGUUCCCCCAGGACAGGACUUUGUCACAGUCACCCUGUCUCUCCGUUUUGGCGAUGUCACCGUCACAGCAAGGGAUUUCACCUUCUACGACUGCACGGCUGUUAAGCAGCUGUCUGGCAGCAUGCCUUGCCGAGGUUGUGUUCUGAGCCGAUGGGGUUGUAACUGGUGUGUUCACCAGCACUUGUGCACCCACAAGCCCACCUGUGAGGAGGGGGUGAUCAUCUACAACCAGCAUUUUAAACUCCCCACCUCAGCUCCUCCCACAACCAAACCUAUUAAAGUCAUCACAACACCCACCACCACAACGGCUGCCCUGACAACAACCACCAUGACAACCACCACCACAACUCCCACAACAACAGCAACAAAAACAACAACAACCAUGGCUACAACAACCGCAGUCCCGGUCACUGUAGCAACCACUCAGGAGCCAACCACUCCUCCUGCAGCCACUACUCCACCCACCACCACCACCACCAGCCCUGAGCCAACCACCCCGCCCACCACCCUGCCCCCUCAGCCUGCCAGCACCUUGCCAUCCACCUUGCCAGCACCCACUACACCUCCACUCCCUGAGGUCACCACCAGGGAGGAGGUAGAGACUGAAGCAGGAGAGCUUGUUGUUGUCACCCAAAGUGACACCAAGGGCGUCGCCACUACACCUAGUAUCAGCAUGGAAGCCAUUGAUUUGGUGCCUGUCACCAUGGCUGAUGGUCUAAGUGGAGAUCUGGACCCUGUGAUGCCUUUGAGCAUCCCGCCCCAUGACCCAGACAUCUCCCCCUUAGAGGUGGUGACAGAGUCGCCCCCCAGCGAUGCUCAGGAAGUUGAGGGAGCCUUAAGCGUGGCAGAGCCUCCCACCCCGGCCUCGUCUGGCUUCCCCCUGCCUACGCCCUUCCCUGUGGGCGAACCAGGAGACUCUGAGCCCUCCCUCUACCUGGACCUUACCCAGGCUCCUACUCCAGUGCCCACACAAGACUCCCAGACUGAGGCAGUGAGCCCAGGGACUGACCCUGAGGUGCCCCUCUGGCCAAAAGAAGAACUAGAUGUCCCAGCUGAGAGUGCUGUCCAGCCAGAAAAUGACACAGCCACAUUUUCAGCUGCCACUGUGUUGUCAGGUGACGGUGAGGUUGACCACGCCCCCCCAUCCUACCCCCACCUGCUGGAUACUGACUCAGAGCUGGACUACCAGUAUGAUCCAGCCGACGCCUUCCUGCCGGGGGACGAGGGCUCCUACGUCAGCUGGGGUUCUUCAGCUUGUCCCUGUGUGGAGAAGGUGCAGGGUUCAUCACUGCUCCCUGUCAGAGUGGAGAGGAAGAUCACCCUACUGGCCCACAACCUGCACCUCUAUCAGGACACAGAGCUGGACUAUGAAUGUGUGCUGGUCAUCGAAGGGCAGACGGUGGUGGUGGACGCCUACGUGGAGACUGAUGACACCAAUCCAUCCAACUUUGACAUCACCUGUCAACUACACCAGUACACAUAUUCUGCUCCAGUGGAGGAAUACAAUGCCAUGGUGUAUGUGAAGAGGAGGGACACCUUCCAUGUGGACAGCUCUACUGAUCUAUAUGUCACUCUGUACAACUGCUCUGUGGGCCGCUCUGACUGCAGCCGCUGCCAUACAGCUGACCAAAAGUAUGGGUGUGUGUGGUGUGGUGGCACUCACGCUAGCUGCUUGUAUUCAGACUCCUGCAGUGAGCCCGUUCAGCAGACAUGCCCCGCCCCCGUCAUCCUCUCUAUUGAGCCACUCUCCGGUCUGUUGGAGGGCAGCACCACGGUGACCAUCUCAGGCUCCAACCUGGGCCAGAAGGCUGAAGAUAUCCUGCACUCUGUGUCAGUAGCAGGGGUUCCCUGCACAGUCAUCCCCAACCUCUACGAGGUCUCCUCCAGGAUUGUGUGCAGGACAAAAGCCAGUGGAGGAGAGAAGGUGGGCCAUGUGUCUGUUGAAGUGAGCGGAGGAGAGUUUGGCCGGUCUAGCCAGACAUUCAGCUACCAGGACCCAUUCGUGAUGGGGGUGUCUCCUGAAAGGGGUCCCAAAGCCGGAGGAACCUCCCUGACAAUCACUGGCCGAAACCUGCUGACUGGACGUCCCUCUGACCUUACCAUCACUGUGGGAGGGGUCCCCUGUAGCAUUGUGUCGGAGGUGCAGAGUUCCAGUGUUCAGUGUGUGACGGGCAGCAGUAAUAAGACAGGAGAUCACCGGGUCACCCUGCAUUACGGCAGCAGCCAGCGCCACCUCAAUUCUGCAGCCUACCGCUACACCCACAACCCCAACAUCACCCACGCCACGCCAGCAAAGAGCUUCCUGGAUGGUGGUCGGCUGAUCUUUGUGUCAGGACACAACCUGGACGUGGUUCAGGAGCCCCGGAUGGUGGUGACCGUCUCUCCCUUUGAGGCAAACGGCCAGAUUAAAAGGAGGAAGCGAAGGAGGAGAAGGAUGAGUGGAGAGCAGGGGGACGACAGGGAGAAGACUUUGGGAAGGCCAGCAAGGAUCGUUCCUGACCCUGUCUGCCCUGGAGACCCACUCUGCUCUGUCAAACAGUUCAUGGAGCGCUGUGAGAUGAACUCCUCUUCCCUGAUCCUGUGUCGCUCUCCCAUGGUGGACUCCUCCAUCUGGGGGUCAAAGGUCACCGUGGAGUUUUUGCUGGACAACCUGCGCUUUGACUUCAGCAGUCUGAACCCCCAGGCCUUCAGCUACGAACCCAACCCUCUCCUGCGGCCCUUAAACCAACAGGACCCUCUGAAGGCCUACCGCUACAACCCGGGCAGCUUCAUCCAGCUGGAGGGGGAAAACCUGGACCUGGCCAUCACUAAGGACGAGGUGGUCGUGUUGGUCGGGGAGGGUGUGUGUGCUGUUAAGACCCUGACCAGAAACCAUCUGUACUGCGAGCCGCCACCUCAGCAGCCCCCACCGGUACCCAACGGCAAGAAACGUGAGGGCUCCGACAAUCUGCCUGAAUUCACUGUCCAAAUGGGCAACCUGAACUUCUCCCUGGGUAAGGUUCAGUAUGACAACCUCAGCCUGUCCACCUUCCCCCUGGAGGCUCAGAUUGGAGUUGGGGUCGGGGCGUCCAUAGUAGCACUCAUCGUCCUCAUCAUCGUGCUCAUUUACAGGAGAAAGAGUAAGCAAGCUCUGAGAGACUACAAGAAGGUCCAGAUCCAACUGGAGAACCUGGAAACCAGCGUGAGAGACCGCUGCAAGAAAGAGUUCACAGACCUGAUGACAGAGAUGAUGGACAUGUCCAGCGACCUGGUGGGCUCCGGCAUUCCUUUCCUGGACUAUCGGAUGUACGCCGAGCGCAUCUUCUUCCCCGGCCACCGGGAGUCUCCGCUAAGGCGAGACCUGGACGUUCAGGAGUGUCGGCGGCAGACGGUAGAGCAGGGCCUGGUACAGCUGUCCAACUUGCUCAACAGCAAACUCUUCCUCACCAAGUUCAUCCACACUCUGGAGAGCCAGCGGACCUUCUCCCCCAGAGACAGGGCCUAUGUGGCCUCCCUGCUGACGGUGGCACUACACGGCAAACUGGAGUAUUUUACGGACAUCCUCAAAACGCUGCUCAACGACCUGGUGGAGCAGUAUGUGGCCAAGAACCCCAAACUGAUGCUGCGACGAACAGAGACGGUGGUGGAGAAGCUGCUGACCAACUGGAUGUCCAUCUGCCUCUAUGCUUUCCUCAGGGACUCAGCAGGGGAGUCUCUCUACAUGCUGUUCAGGGCCAUAAAGCACCAGGUAGAUAAAGGACCGGUGGACGCUGUGACCGGCAAGGCCAAGUACACCCUCAAUGACAACCGCCUCUUGCGAGAGGACGUGGAGUACAAGACCCUGACUCUGAAUGUUUUGGUGCAGGGUGGAGGGGUGAACGAGACCCAGCCACUGCCUUCUAAAGUACUGGACUGUGACACCAUCACACAGGUAAAAGAGAAGCUGCUGGAUCAGGUGUACAAGGGCACCUCCUUCUCCCACCGCCCCCAUGCCGACUCACUAGACCUGGAGUGGCGGUCUGGUGUCGCGGGUCAUCUCAUCCUGUCAGAUGAGGACUUGACGUCUGUGGUUCAGGGCAACUGGAAACGUCUCAACACACUGCAGCACUACAAGGUCCCAGACGGUGCAACAGUAGCGCUGGUCCCUCGUCACACCAAACACAUUCACCAUGACAACCACGACUAUGUGGCAGGAGAGAAGACGCCGAUGCUGGAGGACGCAGACGAAGGCGGAGUGAGGCUGUGGCAUCUGGUGAAAGCCAGCGAGGAGCCUGAGCUGCCCAAACACCGCAGAGGCAGUCUGAGGGAGAGAGAGAGGGCCAAGGCCAUCCCUGAGAUUUACCUGACCCGCCUGCUGUCCAUGAAGGGGACGCUGCAGAAGUUUGUGGACGAUCUGUUCACAGUGAUCCUCAGCACCAGUCGUCCCGUCCCACUGGCUGUCAAAUACUUCUUUGACCUGCUGGACGAUCAGGCAGGACAACAUGGCAUCGCCGACCCAGAGACCAUACACAUUUGGAAGACCAACAGUCUGCCUCUGCGUUUCUGGAUCAACAUUGUGAAGAACCCUCAGUUCAUCUUCGACGUCCAGGCGUCGGACCACGUGGACGCAGUACUCUCUGUCAUCGCCCAGACCUUCAUGGAUUCCUGCACCAUCGCUGAGCACAAGCUGGGACGGGACUCUCCCAUCAACAAGCUGCUGUAUGCCAGAGACAUCCCUCGCUACAAACAGAUGGUAGAAAGGUACUACGCUGACAUCAGGCAGACGAUCUCAGCCAGUGACCAGGAGAUGAACUCUGCUCUGGCUGAGCUGUCCAGGAACUACUCUGGAGAGCUGAACUACCUGGUCGCACUGCACGAGCUGUACAAGUACAUCAACAAAUACUACGACCAGAUCAUCACGGCACUGGAGGAGGACCCCACGGCCCAGAAAAUGCAGCUCGGCUACAGACUGCAGCAGAUCGCAGCCGCCGUGGAGAACAAAGUCACCGACUUGUGACAGAGGAAACGCCCACCAGAGCCGUGGCGAGCGGAGAGUGUUGAGGAGCGGGAGCACACUUUGCACCCUGCAGGUUAAACUAGGAAGCAGGAGAGCAACAGACUAUUCAGGAUUCAGGUUGGCGCUGAAGUUUGGCGGAUAAGGAUGCGUCGGUGACUCUGAGGCCCUGAGCUCUCUGUAGGACAGCACGUGGACACCAGACAAACCUGGACAAAGAAAGAGUCAGGCCUGCUGUCCCUCUUUAUGAAGAGACAUUUGGAGGAAUGUUUUAUCUCCAGGACUUCAAACUUUUGCGGUCCUACAAAGCAGCUGAUCUGAAGACUGAUAAAAGGGGGAUUUUAUAUCAGUGUUUUCCCUCUGGUGUGAAUUUUAUGAAGCGGUACCUCUUAUGCCUUGUGUGCUUGUCACUGCUGUAUGGCCAGAUGUUAUUUCUUUGUGUGUGUGUGUGUGUGCGUGUGCGUGUGCGUGUGUACGCACAGUUCUCCAUACUGCCCUGGUUGUCAGUCUACAUCUUGUAUUUUUACAUUUCUGGUUUUUAGUAUAGAAGUAGCUUGUUAUUAUAUUUUAGAUGUUACAGUCAGCAGUAUUCAGAAAACAGAGAGCUCAGCUUCAGGAUUUUUUUAUCUGAAAUGUUUAAUAAUGACAGUCAACAUUGUUUGGAACAGUCUCUGCUGCUCUCUACCUCAGCCUGCUGCGCUGCAUCAGAUACUCCUUUCUGUGAUGUAGUUGACCCAACACUGCUGUGCAUGUUUCAACCAGCUUCAACCACCAGUACAGCAGCACAGGUCGGCCCUCAUGCACAUACACCUGCUGGACAUGUGCAGCAGUACACACACACACAUUUCAGACUUUUCUACUUCAAUAUUAUCUUUCUUUGUGUGAAAUGAGCAGCUGCUCGUUGGAGCAUUUUAAGGUACUUAAACCCGAACUGAGUGACUCUGUUUUUGUUUCUUGCUUUUCUACUUGUCCGUGUGGAUGUGUCUGUAGUGUACAAGUCACUGGAAAGAUGUUAGAGGAAAAACAAAACUCCUUCCCUAAAGAAACUCAUAUUAAUGAAGAUAGUGCGCACCACAAUGUUUUAUGUCAUAUUUCUGUUUUCUACAUUUUUAACAUUCCUUUUAGGUUUUGAACGAUGUAUUAAAUCAUGGUUCACCUUGUUCCACUCCAAGCCGAGCUGAGGGUACGUGCUGUAAUGUGUAAUCGGCCUCGUGGUUAGUGUACAGUUCUUGUAUUGAACACAAGGUGUCACUGCUUCAUGAGCUGAAAGUCUGUAUGGCAUUUUGUCUUGUCAAUUUGAUACAGGUUAUGUAUUGAUUAUACUGCUACUGGUUCAGUAGUUGAUCUCGUCACACUGAGACCUUGUAUACGUGAGCUGAUAUUUGCUGGUGUUUUCUCUUAUUUAAGUGACAGAGAUGGCUUCCGAGGGGUUACUAGGGCUGGCUACGGUUGGACAUGUGCUGAUGUAGGUCUUCUUCCAGAAUCUCUGAAUAUGCAAAUGUUGUUAAUUUCUAAAGUUUCCCUGCUGGACACAAGAUGUCUCCUACUUCACUGUAAAGUUCAUUCUCAGUGGAUGUGCACUGGUGGCUUCAAGUUUCUACAUCACACUGUACAAGUUGAUACUGGACCAGGACUGACUUCCUAACUAUUUGUGAUGUCACAAAUCCUGUUGGUAGGCCACGCCCCUUAAAAUCAGAUUUUCAAUGAGCACAGAGAAAGUUUCCACUUUCAGUAGAUGAAUGUGAAAAUAUCCUUCUAGAGUAAAACUCUGCACAGACAGCAUUCAAACAGCACACUGUAGGAACAAGGAGAACAUUUUCAACUGGAGGGGAGCUUUUACAUUUAGGAUAUGUUUAGGCACUGCAGAGAUAACAGAGAUGCCCUGGACAGGGAAACAGACACAAUGUCGCUACCGGUAGUUUCAGUACCAGAAUAAGGAGGUUGUUCAGUACCUUACUUUACAGAAUAUAUACAAGUUUUUCCAAAAGAAAUCCCUAGCACAUUAUAUCUAUACAGACACUUGUGCUACAGACACUUAAAAAGUAAUGAUGUUCAGCUCUAGCCCAGUGACCUUUUCAAAACAGUCUCAUGCCCUUGAGGAGUGUUGAUGUGUGUCAGUUGAGCCUAAAGUGUGCCAUUCCCAGGUCCACGCUCGGCAGUGUCAGAAUGUAGCCCAUAGGAUUAUCACUACAUUACCUAAUACACACAAGCAACUAAUGACUCCUAAGAACAGAUGGUUUGUUCUGUUGUACACUGUCAGUUCAGAGGAGAUGAUGGCGAAGGCGAAAGGUGGCUGAUGAAGACGAGCCAUCUGAGGGAAAACUGUAACUGUUAUUAAGCUGUAUAAAUUUGGCAAUGUAGAGCAGGCUCUGCAAGGAGCAGUUUUUUCUUAUUGUGUGUGUUAAUAUCAUUGUACAUACUGAUUUCAAAUGUAACUGUAGUGAUUUAACCUGUUUAAUAAGAGAAGGAGGUGUAACUUCUCACAGACGCUGAUGUAAUAAAGUAUUCUUAAAAUGA
Molecule: messenger RNA, 10035 nt
Organism: Dicentrarchus labrax (European seabass)
Lineage: Eukaryota; Metazoa; Chordata; Actinopteri; Moronidae
Gene: plxnb1b
Product: plexin b1b
Exons: 40
Coding region: 700-7521 (2273 amino acids)
Biological process (GO): positive regulation of axonogenesis; axon extension; regulation of cell shape
Cellular component (GO): semaphorin receptor complex
Molecular function (GO): semaphorin receptor activity; protein binding
Source: RefSeq, a predicted model, not a curated record